AAUUGUAAAUUUGACGAUAAAAGUAAUGGUUGAAUUCCUCGUUAUCAACAAAAUAUAUCAAAUUAUGUUAAAAGAAAAAAGAAGUUGUAAUGAUAACAAUGUUAUAAAAAACGCCUUACUUCUCAACUCUGAUUUAUAUAUAUACAAAUAUUUGUAAGUAUUUUAUUUUUCACGUUCUGGAAGUGCAAGAAAGUGUAGAUAACAAAUAUACUCGGUCUCAGAUUGAACAUUUGGUACUGUGGUGCGCUGUUGAUUGGCAAAGUUAGGCAAGGUCUUGAAGGCACUUCGAGGAUAUUAUUAAAAUAGCAUUCGCGAAAAUAACACAUAACAAUAGGUCGAGAUGGCUGCCCGUUCGGUCCUGAGAUAUUUGAAACCAAAGCUCGUGAUGUUCCAGAGCCACCGAUCCGCUUCUCUGUCUGGCUUCGACAUUCAGCACAGAACUCCCACCAUCAAGAAGGUGAUGCCCAUGCCAAAGGCUCAGUAUGGUGGUAGGCAUACUGUCACCAUGUUACCUGGAGCUGGCAUCGGACCAGAGUUAAUGUCUUACGUUAAAGAGGUUUUUAAAUACGCUGGUGUACCAGUAGACUUUGAGGAUGUUGAUAUCAAUCCCAAUGCAGAUGACAAUAUUGACUUAGCUUAUGCAAUUACAUCGAUACGUAGAAACGGAGUGGCAUUAAAGGGUAACAUAGAAACACACAGUACGGAAGCUGACGUUUUAUCACGAAACGUCGCGCUGCGAAACGAGUUAGAUCUCUAUGUAAAUGUUCUGCACUGUGUAUCCUAUCCGGGCGUCAAUUCUCGUCAGAAGAACAUCGAUAUAGUGAUUGUCAGGCAGAACACUGAAGGCGAGUAUUCCAUGCUGGAACACGAGAGCGUCCACGGUGUCGUCGAAAGCAUGAAAGUUAUCACGAAGUCCAACUCUGAGCGUGUUGCGCGUUACGCGUUUGAGUACGCCAAGAGGAAUGGCCGCAAGAAAGUUACGACGGUCCACAAAGCAAACAUCAUGAAGCUAUCCGAUGGGCUCUUUUUGGAGAUCUCGCGACAGGUCGCCAAGGAUUAUCCGGACAUCAUCCACAAUGAUAUGAUCAUCGACAACUGUUGCAUGCAACUCGUUUCGAAUCCGCAUCAGUUUGACGUCGUGCUGACGACCAAUCUGUACGGCGCCAUCGUAUCGAACGUGGUGUGCGGUCUGUUGGGCGGUGCUGGCCUAUUGGCCGGCAAGAAUUACGGUGAUCAUUACACAAUCUUUGAGCCGGGAACUCGUAAUACCGGCACCAGCAUCGCCGGCAAGAAUAUCGCAAAUCCCAUUGCGAUGCUGAACGCCGCGGUCGAUAUGCUACGUCAUCUGGGUCACAAACAUCACGCUUCCAUUAUACAGAAUGCGAUCAACAAGACUAUUAAUCAGAGUGUGCAUACCCGAGAUCUUGGCGGCACUGCGACGAGUAGGGAAGUCGUCGACAAUAUAUUGAAACACAUUAAGAUCGCAACUGCUUAAGACUGAAAAUUUUUAUUCUAACUAGAAAUCUCUUGUAGUAGCUGUUCACGGAGAACGGCGAGUUUAAAAUAACAAGAAUCUUGUGAUUUCUCUUUUAGUAAAAUAUUAAUAAUAUAUUAAAGUAGCUCUGACAAUUACGAUAAAGCGAUGUUUCGGCAAUAUGCAGCAAUGAGAUUUUGUCCGCAGGCGUUCGAAACUGCAAAAUAUCUCGUACAAAAUUGUUACCAAAAAAAUCCUUUUACUUAAAUAUACUUUGACAGAUUACAAUUUUCUUGCUAUAAAUCACAAUGCUCUGUAAUAUAAUAAUAAUAUUUGUGUAAUAAUCGGAAUUUUAUAUAAAAUACAUAAUGUACAUUAUAAGAAUAUAAUAGUAGUUCCUAUGGACAAAUUUACCAAAUAUUGUGACUAUUGUUGCUGUGAGAAUAACUUGUAUGAAAGGCGAAAUAUUCGUUAUAUCUUGUCAUUAAAAUAAUACUCGCUCAUACUUGAGCGAAAGAGAUGUGGUCAUAAUUUAUUAACAACAAGCUGUAGAUUCAUAUGUCGCCUUAGCACAAUUUUACCUAGAUGAAUUAAAAUUCUAACACAAUGUAAAAUUACACUUUAUUACUUUAAGGUUAUAUUGUAAAGUGUAUAUACAUGCCGCGUUCAUAAGAAUAAAAUGUAAAUUUACAUGUC
Formica exsecta is the source of this 2170-nucleotide messenger RNA. It is a transcript of the gene Idh3g, whose product is annotated as isocitrate dehydrogenase [NAD] subunit gamma, mitochondrial. Gene Ontology annotation, cellular component: mitochondrion. Bases 341 to 1495 code for a protein of 384 amino acids. The record is from RefSeq and is a predicted model, not a curated record. The transcript has 3 exons. Gene Ontology annotation, biological process: isocitrate metabolic process; tricarboxylic acid cycle. Lineage: Eukaryota; Metazoa; Arthropoda; Insecta; Hymenoptera; Formicidae.